This is a messenger RNA of Phalacrocorax carbo (great cormorant), 2089 nucleotides long. NCBI's taxonomy places the organism in Eukaryota, Metazoa, Chordata, Aves, Suliformes, Phalacrocoracidae. The record is from RefSeq and is a predicted model, not a curated record.
UUCUCCCCCCUCCUCCCAUACACCCACGCAACUCUUCCCCGUCCCUCCUCCCGCCGCUCCGCAGCAGAGUGCUUUUGCAGCCUGUGCGGUUCCUGAGAGAGGUGGUGAUUCAGGUCUUUUUUCCUCCUUUGUUUUUUUUUUUAAUAAAUAUUUUUGCUUUUUUUCUUUCUUCCUUUCCUCCGGAGCGGACCUUUGCAGAGGAGCAGCAGCCGCAGACGCACCGGGGCCGAACAGGGAGGAUGGCCGGGGGGCGCCUCCCGGGGCUUUUCUUCCUCUUGCACGCCGCGGCUCGCCUGGCUGCCGAGCAAGAAGUUGAAAAUCUCUCCGGGCUCUCCCCUAACCCCGAAAAGGACAUUUUCGUGGUGCGGGAAAACCGGACGACGUGUCUGAUGGCGGAAUUCGCCGCCAAGUUCAUCGUCCCCUACGACGUGUGGGCCAGCAACUACGUGGAUCUGAUCACAGAGCAAGCUGAUAUCCCGCUGUCGCGAGGUGCUGAGAUGAAGGGCAAGUGCGGCACCAACGAGUCGGAGCUGGAGAUCUCCUGGCUGGAGCAAGCGUACACCCUCAAACUGUUCUUCUUGAAGGAGGGGCACAACACGUCCCGGGGGCAGGAGGCUUUCUGGAGCCUCAGCCGGAUCCAGUUCACCUAUGACACCUCCGAGCGCACAUACUUCAAGGACGCUGUCAGCCCUGGGAAGCACACAGCCAGCUCACACCGGCUCUCUGCCCUGGUCACCCCAGCUGGGAAGUCCUAUGAGUGCCAGGCGCAGCAGACCAUCUCCCUCAUCUCCAGCGACCACCAGAAGUCUGUGCAGCUCUUGCUGUCGGAAGUGCGCAUCCAGCCCUUUGACAUCACUGCGGAUUUUACCUUCAGUGAAGAGCACAAGUGCCCGGUGGACCAGAGGGAGCAGUUAGAAGAAACCCUGCCUCUGAUUUUGGGCCUGAUACUGGGGUUGGUUAUUGUGAUAACCCUCUGCGUUUACCAUAUCCACCACAAGCUGACAGCCAACCAAGUGCAAAUUCCUCGGGACAGAUCUCAGUACAAACACAUGGGAUAGGGGACAGGAUCAAGCAGCCCAAAUGUUUAUCAGGUAGAAAAAGCAAAAGCACUUUUUUCUAAGGUCGGGGAAAGGAUAUGGAGGGGGUGAGAGAUGGUAUUCACACCACCUAAUAGUGUGUAUUUCAUGGAGGCACACACAUUAAGGUUAGCCUUUAAUAUAGUCAGGGCAGAGACGUAGCUGUCUCUGUAAGAAGACUCAGAGCAUCUGAUUUUAGGAGUCUGUCUGUGGCAAUAGGUGAUAUGAAUACCUUAAGCAGCUGGGCCGAUCAUCUGGACACAGAAAUGCUUCACAUGUCAAAGUUUAACACUUCUGGUUUUGUGGGUUUUUUUAAUUUUUUUUUCUUUUUUUUAUUCUUCCUUUCCCCCACCCCAGGGACUCUUACCUCCCUGGUGUGCCACUCUUGGCAGUGUUCAGCCCUCUCCAUUCACAUCUGUGCAGGGAACAGGGCUGGGGGACAGAGCCAUUUCACAGACUUCACUAAGGUCCUCUAAUGAAGGGACUCCAACCAAAUUCCUGAAGUUUGCACUCAUGUUUAGGAAAGCAUGAAGGCAACACAGGUGUGUUUUGAAUUAAAAAAAUAUAUAUAUACACGUGCCAGAACCUCAUGCUGGCAUAAACUGGAGUAACUCCAGCACAGCAGAUUGCAGCCAGCUGAGGAGCUGACCCCAUGCUUGAGGCUGAGUGAAGAAAGUUUGUUUUUGCUUCUUGAGCCACAUCUGAACUAAACUUAAAAAAAAAUAAAAAAAGAGUAUUGAUACACAAAUCCUAAAGUGCCAUGCUACUGCAAGUCAACUGAGAAAUGCUUCUGGCUGGACAUCCUGCACGUAUUGUGAUUGUCGUUGAGAUGUUACAUUGCUACCUGCAACUGGUAUUUUCACAACCAAAAAAAAAAAGAAAACAGCAAUGUUAAAGUUACUAUGCAGAUUAUUCAGGUAUAAUCUAAUGUAACAGAAAAGAAUAUAAGGAAACCCUUGAAAUCUAUCCUUAAAUGUAGACCAUUUUUAAAAUUAAUUAAAACAUGUACCUAU